This is a messenger RNA of Columba livia (rock pigeon), 2898 nucleotides long. RefSeq names its product F2R like thrombin or trypsin receptor 3 (gene F2RL3). Gene Ontology annotation, molecular function: thrombin-activated receptor activity. The record is from RefSeq and is a predicted model, not a curated record. Gene Ontology annotation, biological process: thrombin-activated receptor signaling pathway; positive regulation of Rho protein signal transduction; phospholipase C-activating G protein-coupled receptor signaling pathway. The transcript is spliced from 2 exons. Gene Ontology annotation, cellular component: plasma membrane. Lineage: Eukaryota; Metazoa; Chordata; Aves; Columbiformes; Columbidae. Bases 43 to 1209 code for a protein of 388 amino acids.
CAGGGUGAGCGCUGCUGCCCGUCCCGCACGUCCCACACCACCAUGGGGACCCUCGGGCCGGGGCGGCUGCCGCGCGGGCUCCUGCUGUGCUGCGCCUUCUGGGGACUCUGUGCGGCCUCUCCAGACUACGACGAUUACUCCCAGAACAGCACCAACGAGCAGGUAAUGACCCCGGAGAUCACGCCGUGUCCCCGAGCCAUCCCUGGAGAAAAGGCCACCAUCAACAACGUCACGUACCUACUGCUCCCCGAGGCCACGCGCUUGCAGCUGGGCAGCGCGGUCACCGUGCGGCUCAUCCCCUGCCUCUACACCCUGGUCUUCCUGCUGGGGCUGCCUUCCAACGCGCUGGCGCUCUGGGUGCUGGCCACCCGCUCCGAGAAGCUCACCUCCACCGUCUUUCUGCUGAACCUGGCCGCCGCGGACCUGCUGCUCACCCUGGUGCUGCCCUUCAAGAUUUUCUACUAUUUCCUGGGGAACAACUGGCCCUUUGGGGAAGGCCUGUGCCGGCUCAGCACCGCAUUCUUCUAUGGCAACAUGUACUGCUCGGUGCUGCUGCUCACGUGCAUCAGCGUUGACCGGUACCUGGCGGUGGUGCACCCGUUCUUCUCACGCUCUUUCCGCACCCCUGCGUUCGCUGCCGGCGCCUGCGCUGCCAUCUGGCUCUGCGCUGCCGUCCUCACGCUGCCUCUGACACUGCAGCAGCAGUCGUACCCCCUGUACGGCGCGGACGUCACCCUCUGCCACGACGUGCUCCCCCGGCACGAGGACGAGGGGUUUUACUUCUACUACUUCACCUGCCUGAUCGCCUGCGCUUUCCUCGCUCCGCUGCUGGUGAUGCUGUUCAGCUACUGCUCUGUGCUGCGAGCCCUCCUGGGCAGCGGGAGGAAAUACUCCUACUCUAUCAAGCUCACGGCUCUCGUGCUGUUCAUGCUGGUGGCCUUCUACACGCCCAGCAACGUUCUCCUCCUUGUUCACUACUCCAGCUAUAACUCCAAGCUGUACGGCAACCUGUACGUCAGCUACAUGGUGAGCCUGGCCGUCAGCACCUUCAACAGCUGUGCCGAUCCCUUCGUCUACUACUACGUGUCUGAAGAUUUCCGCGAGAAGGUGAGGAGGAGAUUCUUCAGGCACAGCGAACAAAACGCCACGUCCCUCAAAACCUCCAAGGAAACGCUCCCUCCAAAGAGCUCCAAAGAUUCCCUGGUGUGAGGCUGCAGCCCAGCUCCCCGGGCACUCACAACAUACUGUGGGGAUGAGAUGAAGACAACACCGGGAUCCCUCGAGCUUCAUCCAGAGCAGCGAGUGACAUUUCCCAGGAAACACAUCCUUUCUCUUGCCUGCACGGCUAAAAUGGAAUAAACCUCGGCCACAGGAUUCCCCACGAGGUGCGGAGUCCAGACAAGACAUGGAGUUCUGAACACAGAUACAUCUGCUACCAGGACACUGUGUGCAGCUUCUCGGCCCGUCACGUAUUGCCAGGGACACUCUUACCUAGCUCUGGUUUUCCUAAUGUGCUUUGCAGACUGAUUGCUACGCGUGUCCUAAUUUCCUUUCUGUGCUACCAACUUGCUCGCUGUCCUUCGCCUUCACCUAAAACUGAAAAAGAACAGGUACUUGCAAAACCAGAUUUCUAAACGUCUCAAGAGUACCAGGAGGUUCCUAUGUGAAAGGUGCUGUCCUGAACUCAAACAUUCUGCCAAGAGAAUGGAGAGCACCGGCUUUUCUAACAAAUCCAUUCUUGGCUUUGAUAAGUAAGCAACGCCAUAGUAAUGUCAGUCCAGUUUUGGUAACAAAUGUAAGAAUCCUAUUCACCAAUCCCGGUAUUUGCAAGUGGCUCUCGGCAGCCACAAUUUCUUUGGUGCAAAGAUUGUAUUAAGGGAGUGGUUUUUUUAAAGAAUUAUGUCUCUUGAAGGGAAACAUUAAAGAAGGAAUUGAGAAAGCCCUUGCUCUAGAACUCCGCACUUCUACUGGAACCUGCUGCAAACUGGACAAAACGCAGCCGGCCCAUCUCCCGGACCCAGGCAGGGCACGUCCAGCAAGGCAGACACCGAGCAACAAAGCUCCUCAGAGUUCCCGCGUUCUUCAGUCUUACUGGUACAGACACUACUCCUGCCCUCACCAUAGUGAACUUACAGCCUACAGUGUGAAGAAGAAGAGGCAGACAAGAUUGUCUUAAAACCAGUUUUUAAUAAAAUAUUUAUCAUAAUCUAAACCAAACCCUUUUCCGGACUCAGACUUGCUAAGAUUUGUGUGAACAAAACAAAGACGGUGAUAGAACCUGGCGCGUCCAUGUAUGCGCGGGGGCGAAACACGGGUGGGAACUCGAGGCCGUGUCCUUCGGUGCGGCCCUGCACACCUGGACGCGCCAGCGCGGAAACAGCAAGUAUUAUACUAAAAAAACCCAAAUCCCAACUGAGCUGAGGUUUUCUAAGUAAAUGAUCUAUACUCACAAUAAUGAAAACCAGGUUAUUGUGCAUUAAAUGUCGAUAGUUGAUGUCAGCAAAGCAAGUGCUGUUGUUUCAAUCAUGUUCUUCGAGCAAACUGAACGUUCUUCUGGUAUUUGUUUUCUACUGAGGCUGAUUAAGAAAGAGGGAAAGAGGCAAGACCAAAACACUUGGACAACAAAGAACAAGGGAACUAUUGCUUUAAAAUAAAUACCAUGGCAAGGAUUACUCUGCAUAAUGUACAGUUACAAAUUAUAUAUAAAUAGUAAUUUCCUUGAAAGGAUUGCAAGCAAAAAUCACUGAUAACUAGCACUGCCGCAGCUAUUCAGUAACAUAAAUGGAUGGUAAGGAGGAAUCUCUGUGUCUUACAACCCCACUGGCACUUUUCUCCUUUUGCAAUGAGGGACCAUCAGAAAAAUUCCUUAAAUAAAAUGACUUUAAAAAAAAAAAACAA